Panicum virgatum (switchgrass) is the source of this 1157-nucleotide messenger RNA. Its product is annotated as kinesin-like protein KIN-14E. NCBI's taxonomy places the organism in Eukaryota, Viridiplantae, Streptophyta, Magnoliopsida, Poales, Poaceae. Gene Ontology annotation, molecular function: microtubule motor activity. Gene Ontology annotation, biological process: microtubule-based movement. The transcript is spliced from 8 exons. The coding region runs from base 462 to 1157 and encodes 231 amino acids. The record is from RefSeq and is a predicted model, not a curated record.
UUCAAGGAACUUUCACUUUAUUAUGUUUUGGUAGCUCUAGGGAGCCCCUCUUACUCUCCUCUGUUGCCUGUCAUGAAGCAGACGACUCUGUUCUCUUCAUUAAUGCGGGUGGCGGUGCAAUUGAAGGCUGUGAUUCCAACGUAAAGGUUACCGCUGAUUCAUUCUUUGAAGGAGGGGAUGUGAUAGAAACGAAUGAAAGCAUAAUUGAAGGUGGUGAUUGUCCUUCUAUUUACCACUCAGCACGCUAUGGCAGUUUCAGCUACAAGUUCAAUGGUCUUGCCCCUGGAGACUAUUUUCUAGAUCUGCAUUUUGCGGAGAUACUCUACACUUGUGGGCCAAAAGGACUCAGUACAUUUGAUGUCCUCGUGCAAGAUGAAAAGGUAUUGUCUCAACUCGAUGUUUAUGCUGUGGUUGGCGGAAACAGGCCCCUUCAAGUGCGUGAUAUUAGGGUUACUGUUGAGAUGAAUGGUGUUAUUAUGGUCAAUUUCAAAGGAGUAAGAGGAAGUCCCAUGGUUUGUGGGAUAUGCAUCCGAAAAGCACCACGUUUAACAGUUACAGAUGGAAAUGCCUUGUGCAAAAGAUGUUCAGCAGAUAUUGAUUUUUCAAAUACCCAGACUAGGACAAGUAAACUGAUCUCAAAGUAUGAGAAACAGAUUGAGGAGCUAACGAGCCAAUGCACUAUGAAGACCAACGAAUGUUACAUGGCGUGGUCUUCAGUAGACUCUACCAAUCUGGAGCUUGGAAGGCUUAAAAUAGAGCUUCACCAGAAGGGUGCUGAAAUUGAUAGUCUUGAGCAAGCUCUUGGUAGAGAGAGUGGCCAGCUAAGAAAUGUUUCCCAGAAAUAUGAAAAUGACAAGAAAUUGUGGACUGCUGCUAUAUCUAAUUUGAAAAGGAAAAUCAAGGCCAUGAAACAAGAGCAGGCACUGUUAUCUCUUGAAGCACAUGAUUGUGCAAAUGCAAUUCCUGAUUUGAGCAAGAUGAUUGCAGCAGUUCAGGCCCUAGUUGCACAGUGUGAGGAUUUAAAACUGAAGUACAAUGAAGAGAUGGACAAGAGGAAGAAACUUCAUAAUAUUGUUCAGGAGACAAAAGGAAUGGGCAAGGGCAUAUGCUGGGAUACUGCCAGCUUUAUUCUUGUGACGCUUCUUGCAUCCCCAUAA